Messenger RNA from Symbiodinium natans, 1038 nucleotides. The record is from the annotation of a GenBank genome assembly. Lineage: Eukaryota; Dinophyceae; Suessiales; Symbiodiniaceae.
AUGACGGUCUUGACAGAUGAGCCGAACUGUCAGCAGGAUCCGGAGAGCGUCUUCUAUGUGCAUGCAGGCAAUGGCUGGGGAUCGUUUCCGGAGGCGGUGGCGAUGGGUCACGAGCAGAAGGGCCAUACAGGCGCCGCACCAAAGAUUUACGUGGGCUCCUUCGAAAAAGGCGAUCAGAAGGAUGGCGACAGGAACUUUCGACUCCGGAGCCGGGGCUGCGAUCCUGCCUGGGUUCGCGUGGAGGUUGGCAAAGAGUUCUUGCUUGGGGACCCCUUGGUGCACGGACACUUCGAGCAGUGCUGGGGGGCCCUCAUCAGGACCGCGGAGCGGCCGCCGCAGCGUGCCCCGAGGUUCGGGAGUCCCUGGCCGUGCGAGGAGGAGGUGAGCCCUCGACAGUGGCUCGAGAGAGCGGGCUUUGCCGUCUUCCUGAGAGCGAUCGGCGCCGCAGAGCGGGGUGUGGCGGUGCCGGGAACACCGGAGGAGCUACGUCGGCGGUGUGGGGUUGUGGCGGUGGAGGACGAUGGCUUCUGUGGGUUCUGGUGCCUGGCCUACCUCCUCGGCACGGGCCUGGACCGGGCCUUGCAAAGGGUCGUUGAGGAGUUGGACUCCCUGCAUUUGGCGGCCGGGGAGGCGCGGGCGGCCGGCCGGCGUCCCGCGGCCGAGGAGCGGACGUGGGAACGCCUGUGGAACAUCGCAGACAUCAAGCUGCGAUGCCUGAAGGGCGGCAUCCGCGGAUCGCACCUGGACUUGGUGUCCAACGAGCUUCAAGCUCGGGGGAUCCAGGACACCAACUGCUUCCUGACACACUCCGAGCUCUCGCUCCUCUGCGCCAAGCUCUGCAGACGCUGGACCCCUGUCGUGGAGGUCACGCCGGACUUCCAUGCCUCAGAGGAGACGGGGGACCACACUAUGUUGGCGCUGGCAGCUUCGGGGCUACCCGCAGUGGACCAGGUGAACCUGGACGUUUCCGAUGUAGCUCGGCCUAAAGAAGCAACUGCCGCUGCGACUACAGGUUUUCAAUCAGAAACAGACACAUAA